Cordyceps militaris CM01 is the source of this 1686-nucleotide messenger RNA. Its product is annotated as X-Pro dipeptidyl-peptidase. NCBI's taxonomy places the organism in Eukaryota, Fungi, Ascomycota, Sordariomycetes, Hypocreales, Cordycipitaceae. The record is from RefSeq and is a predicted model, not a curated record. The coding region runs from base 1 to 1686 and encodes 561 amino acids. The transcript has a single exon.
AUGGAUGGCGUAUGGGUAGCACGCCCCAUCCCGGCAGGAAGCGAUGACUUUCAAGAAUCCAUGCCGGACCGCGUCCGCCGGGUCGGUCUGGACAUGGACGAGAUCAAGCGCUACUACCGCGUCUCUGUCUCCCCGCAACGCCAUCAGCGGCUGCGGGCGUUCCUCAGUACCGAGCUCGAUGCCCUUUUCCGCCUCGACUUUGACCGGCUGUCCAAGCAGGACCAGGUCGACUUCCUGCAGCUCCGCAACUAUCUGCAGCGGACCACGCAGCAGCUCCAGGCGGCGCGCGAGCUCAACACCCAGAUUGCGCCCCUCUUCCCCUUUGCGGAUAUUGUCGUCGAGCUGUCCGAGGCGCGCGAAGCGGUCCGGCCUGUCGACGGCGCCGACUUGGCGGAAAAGGUCAAUGCCGUCGCCAAGUUGGCGGAGCAGGCACGGGAAGACGUCGCUGCCGGCAGGAUGAGCGCGUCCAAGACAGCCGCGUUCAAAGCCGCCCAAAUCAUUGCCGAGCUGCAGGACCAUCUGGAAGAGCUGGGCGAGUUCUACGGCGCGUACGAUCCGUCCUUCGACUGGUGGGUGGCGGCACCGCUCGAGCAAGCCGUCAAGGCAGUGCAGGAGCACAAGGCGGCGGUCGAGCACCACCUUGUCGGCCUCGGCCCCGGCGGCCAGGACGAAAUCAUUGGCCAGCCCAUCGGGCGCGAGGCCCUGCUCGUCGAGCUCGAGGCCGAGAUGAUUGCGUACAGCCCCGAGGAGCUGCUGACGCUGGCCCACGACGUCUGGCAGUGGUGCGAGGUGCAGAUGAAGCAGGCCUCGCGCGAGCUCGGCUUCGGCGACGACUGGAAGCGCGCCCUCGACCACGUCAAGACGCAGUUUGUGGCGCCGGGCGCGCAGCCCGCGCUCGCCAAGUCGCUGGCCCUCGAAGGCGCCGCGUUUGUCAAGCAGCACGACCUCGUCACGGUGCCGCGCAUCGCCGACGAGACGUACCGCGCGCGCAUGAUGAGCGCCGAGCUGCAGAAAGUCGCGCCCUUCUUCCUCGGCGGCGCCGGCAUCCUCAUCGCCUACCCGCUCGCCGACAUGCCGCACGACCUGAAGAGGAUGGUGCUGCGCGGAAACAACCGCCACUUUGCGCGCGCCACCGUCUUCCACGAGCUGGUGCCCGGCCACCGCCUGCAGCACUACUACACGACGCGCUACAACACCCACCGCGGCCUGUUCUCGACGCCCUUCUGGGUCGAGGGCUGGGCGCUCUACUGGGAGAUGCUGCUCUGGAACCGCGGCGACUUCUUCGUGUCCGCCGAGGACCGUGUCGGGACCAUGUUCUGGCGCAUGCACCGCUGCGCGCGCAUCAUCUUCUCGCUCAAGUUCCACCUCGGGCAGUGGACGCCGCAGCAGUGCGUCGACUUGCUGGUUGACGGCGUGGGCCACGAGCGCGCCACGGCCGAGGGCGAGGUCCGGCGCUCGUUCGCAGGCGACUACCCGCCGCUGUACCAGGCCGGCUACCUCCUCGGCGCGCUGCAGUUUGACACGCUGCGGAACGAGGUGCUGCGCGAGGGCCACCUGUCGGAAAAGCAGUUUCAUGACGAUGUGUUGCGCGGAGGCAUCAUGCCUGUCGAGAUGAUUCGUGCCCUUUUUCUCGACUUGCCAUUGUCGCCCGACUAUAAGCCUCAGUGGCGGUUCUAUACGAUAUAG